AUGAUUUUGAAAACAUUGAAAUCACUAUUUUCAGAAUCAUCAUCCCGUACUAGCAAAUCAUCAGCUAUUGAUCAUUCAUUAGAUUAUUUGGAUUCGGAAGAUCUUUCGGAACAAACUUGGACAUGGCUCCCGUCCGAAAUUAUUGGUCAUAUUUUAGAAUAUUUACCUCCUUUUUUCAACAUUCAAGUGUGUUCCCUGAUUUGUAAACAAUUUAGAAGAUCAUUGAAAGAUAUUGAUCUCUACGGAGUAGAUUUUUCAUUGUUUUGGUCGGGUGAUGCAAACCGUACAUUCAACAACAAGAGAUGUUUAGAAAAUCGUUAUGCCGAUCGAUUUGUAGACAUUCAACUUCCGUUUUGGAUCAUUGGUAAAGAUGAAGAUGUAAAGUGCAUUGUCCAUUGUCCCAACAUGAAACGGUUGAGACGGUUAGUCAUGAAUGGAGGACGUUCUGGUUUUUUCCGAACCGAUUCAUUGGCAUUGUCAAUAAUUGGAAAGAGUUCCGUACUGACCGAAUUACAGGAAUUGGAAUUUAAAUUCCAUUCCUAUGGUAUCACCUCGAAUGAAACAACAAAUAUGGAGGAUUUGAUCACGAGUGCAUCCAUGAAGAAUAUUACAAGUUUAAAUUUUGAACAAACGUUUAUUAUGGACACAGGAGUGAGGAUUUUAUUUUCAGACAAGUCAUGUUUGGAUCAAUUGAAAAGGUUGGUACUGGAUGCAAGUGGAGUUGGCAAUGAAGGCAUUAAGGCAAUGUGUGCCAGUGAAAAAUGUAAAAAUUUAACACAUCUUAGUUUGAGACGUAUUGAUCUUGGCCCACAUGCUAUAGUUCUUUCAUAUUUGGCAUCGAGUCCAUACCUGACACAAUUAACACAUCUUGACAUGUCUUCAUGCUUCUCACAAACUCCGUCCUAUGAAUCCAAAGAAUAUGAAAAAAUGUUUUCGUCAAGUCAGAACCUUAUUCAUUUGAAAACGUUGAUCUUGUCCAUGAACAGGUUCACACAAAAUAUUUUUCAAGCAAUACCCAAGUGGGAUUAUUUAGAGAGAUUGGACAUUUCGAGUACAGAAAUUGGAGAUGCUGGUAUUCAAUUAAUGACCAAGAGUCCAUCUCUUCAUUCACUCAAGCAUUUGGAUAUUUCUAAUUGCAGAAUUGGAGUUGUUGGAGCGAGUGCUAUUUCUAAAUUUAACAUGCCCUACUUGAAGUCGCUUAAAAUGAAUAGCAAUAAGAUUUCCAAUAAGGGAAUGGAACAUUUUUGUAAUAGUCGUUUAUUGUGCUCUGGAUUGGAAGUAUUGCAAUUGAAUGCCAAUUAUAUAGGAAUUGAAGGAGCAAUUAUGCUGUCUAGAGUUGAGAAGAUUACACUUUUCGAAUUGUCUCUUCUCGACAAUAAUUUUGGAAAGCAGGGGUUUGAGGCAAUCAUGUCCAAUGACAAGCUGUUAAAGAUUGUCAAGUUGGAUGAAAUCAAGGAACCUCUUUCAAAAAUCGCCCCCCUCUCCCUGUAUGAUAUUGAAUAA
Messenger RNA from Naegleria lovaniensis, 1503 nucleotides. RefSeq lists its product as uncharacterized. Gene Ontology annotation, molecular function: small GTPase binding; GTPase activator activity. Gene Ontology annotation, cellular component: cytosol; nucleus; perinuclear region of cytoplasm. The record is from RefSeq and is a predicted model, not a curated record. Bases 1 to 1503 code for a protein of 500 amino acids. Gene Ontology annotation, biological process: nucleocytoplasmic transport; activation of GTPase activity. The transcript has a single exon. Lineage: Eukaryota; Heterolobosea; Eutetramitea; Acrasida; Naegleriidae.